AUGAAACAUCGAAUUUUUAUAUUAAUUAUGUGCAGUAGACUCUGCUCUUUCGAAAAAUGCUCUAGUAAUCCUGCAGUUGUAUGCAAUUGCGAGGCAAUUCCUGUAUUAAUUUGCCAAGAGCACAUUAAAAAUCAUUCCCAGCUUCAAAGAUCCCAUACUUAUACCAAAGUUUUUUCUGAAAUUCGAGAAGAAGCAAGGAAAUCUGCAAUUAAAUUAUUUUCAAAAAUCAAGCCAGAAUUAAGAAAACUUAGAUCAAAUAUCAUACAAGAAGAGCUAUCAAUGAUUAAAGAAAUCAACAAAACUUCCAAAAAUGCUUUAGUAGAGCUUAAAAUUUGUGAAGAAAACUUAAAUCAAAUUAUAUUAGAAAUCAGCAGCUUAAGAUUUAUUGAUAACUCAAAAUCAUCGACUUUUGUAGAAUCAUUACUCAAAAUGCAACAACAAGAUAUUGAAAAAAUCAAAAAAAUUAGAGGGCCUAAGCUUAGCAUAAAUAGCAUUGAUUCUAAUUUUAAAGUUAUCAUCAAUCCGAUUAUUGAUAAUGGGAUAUUUAAAGAGAGAAAUAAAAAGGCCUACAAAUCUAUUAAUAAUAAAUUUAAUUUUUCUAAUUUUUUUUCUAAAAUUUUCGAGCUUGAGACCUCACCAGAAUGUUUCGAUUAUCGGCAAAAUUAUUGUGAUAAUCCCAGAGUAAUUAAAUUUAUAUGAGGAAAUUCAAACAAAUAUAUUAUUGGUACUUUUGAUGCCGAAACUUUAAAAGUUUAUCAGCAUAAGCUUGAGGGUGAUUAUUUUUAUCAACAUGGGAUAAAGUGUUUGCUGCCUGAUGGUAGCAUUCUUUAUGCUCUAUAUGAAAAUUUGAUGAUAAUUGACUCGUUGGGUAAUAUAAAACCAAUAUCUACUUAUUCUCUCUAACUCCUCUCCCCGUUAUCAUCAAGCCAAAGUUUUUUUUUCAGAAAAAAUGUUUGAAGUAAUAGUUCAUUUAAUAUAAUUAAAAAUUAUUUAAUAGAUAAUUAUAAUGAAUUUAUUUUUACUAAGCAGGUUUUGCCUACCACAUGACCUUUUCUUAUAAGGACCAGCAGAAGGUGGCUCUAUCCUAGGUAUCUAAUACUUUGGACAGAUGACUCAGAUAAGUAAUCAAAAAGAGGGACUGGUUAAAACAUUGUCUUAUUUUAAAUUCACGGUGCAUGGUGGCUGCUUAUCCUGGUGGAGCCUAAGAAAAGUCGAAAUUUUUUGUGAGUUUACCUGCUUAUGACAGAUUACCUUUUAACUUUUAAAUUACUUCAAAUUGAAGCAUUUUAAAUAUUAUACCUAACAUAUUUUAAUUAACUCUUAUACAAAUUGCAAAGGAUGGCGCUAUUUUGCGCCAAUCUCGAGCAAUUUGUAUAUCAUUAAUGAGCAGCAAUAUUAUUCGCUGGGAGGAGUGAGAAAGAAUACGCAUAAUUUUAAAUAAAGCUUUUAAUGAAAUUAUAUUACCUGAAACAAUAUAUAAAAUUAAGUCAAUGAUUUCUCCCAUCUAUGUUGGUGGAUGCAUUUUCGCAUGUACUGGCUAUCCGAAGAUGGGCGAAAUACAUUAUUCAAAGAAACGAAUGAAGCGAAUUAACUCCUCUUCCUCAAAGUCAUGAGCUUUUCCAUUUUUGCGCUUUGUUUCAAAAUUAUAUAUUCAAUUUUUGUUUUUACUUUCGUUAUCUUUGAGGGAAAUUAUCAGAUUACUAUUAAAACAAUUUCAACUCUAAAUCAAUAAUUUUUUAUAGAUUUUAAGCAUGAAUAUUGGUUUUGGGAUUCCCAAAAGAGUGUUUGAAUCAAUUAAGCUUAAAAAUUAACCUUGGCUUAUAUUUUAUUAGGAUCAAAUAGCGAAUCAAAAAUUAUUUAUACUGCUAAAAGCAAACUUCGUCUACAAUAAUAGGUAUCAUAUAGUUUAUUUUGUAUAAAAUUACACUCAUUUUGAGCAUAUAUUUCCAAAUUAAUUAGAAUUUGAUUACUAUGAUAUGCUAAUAGAUUCUUUUUCAGAAAUAUCAUCAUUAAAUUUAAAAAAAUCAGUAACAAAGACUAUUGUUGUGCAAGAUCGAAGGGUAUUUAUUAUAGAAUUUUCUCAAUUUAUAUAUGAAAGCACUGAUAAUUUAAUAGCAUGAAACAUUAUAGGAGAAUGCUCUGGACUAACAGCACGUUUUUCUAUCACAAGCUAUCCCAUCUUUUAUAAAGAAAAAAUAUUCUUUAAUAAGGUGUAAAGAAAUCUUAACUCCCCUCUCCAUGAACUAACAAAACUAUUGGAAAAAUCCCUAUUUUUUACCCACCCUGCGUGAGCGAAUAAAAAUUUUUUUAUGAAAAAAAAAUUUUGAUAUAUAAGUGAUAAUUAGUAUAAUGAAAUCUCUAGCUAAUUCUGAUUAAAUUUUAAACAACUUGCAUUUAAAACAUAAAUUUCGCAAAUUAAAUUAAUUUUGCCUCUCAAUUUUUUCACAUUGGAAUUUUUUUAAUUCUGAAAAAAAUAAUUCUGUAAAUUUAUAUAUAAAUUUUUUACAAAACAAAAAUUAACCAGAGGGCAAAAUUUUUUGUUACUCACGGAGGGGGUGUAAGAAAUUUAGCCAAUCAAAAUUUGCGAAGAGAUCUUAAUUCUAUUAAUGGAAUAUAUUUUGCACAUACAUAUAAGAUCUAUGCAUUUGAUAUAAAAGAAAAGGUUAUCAAAUUUAUGGUUAACCUUGAUUUUUCUCAUUAA
Blepharisma stoltei is the source of this 2701-nucleotide messenger RNA. The record is from the annotation of a GenBank genome assembly. Lineage: Eukaryota; Ciliophora; Heterotrichea; Heterotrichida; Blepharismidae.